Messenger RNA from Eruca vesicaria subsp. sativa (arugula), 1167 nucleotides. The record is from the annotation of a GenBank genome assembly. NCBI's taxonomy places the organism in Eukaryota, Viridiplantae, Streptophyta, Magnoliopsida, Brassicales, Brassicaceae.
AUGGUUAAAUCGAGAGACUUGUUGCCGUCCUUGGCGAUGGUAUUGGUGCAAAUCGGCUACGCAGGCAUGAACAUUACGUCGAAGAUGGCUAUGGAAACCGGCAUGAAGCCUCUCAUUCUUGUCGCUUACCGCCAAAUCUUUGCCACUAUCGCCACCUUUCCCGUCGCAUUUUUUCUUGAACGUAAAACAAGACCGAAGAUCACGCUAAGGGUUCUUGUCCAAAUCUUCUUCUGCUCCAUCACGGGUGUGACAGGGAACCAAGUGCUCUACUUCAUAGGACUUCAGAAUUCAUCUCCCACCAUUGCUUGUGCCUUAACUAAUCUCUUACCGGCCGUCACUUUCCUCCUCGCCGCAAUCUUCAGACAAGAAGCUGUAGGGAUUAGAAAGGCAUCAGGACAAGCCAAAGUGAUAGGGACAGUAGUGUGUGUGGCAGGAGCCAUGGUUCUUUCCUUCUACCAUGGUCACACCAUUGGUAUUGGAGAGUCCAAGAUCCAUUGGGCUUAUGCUCAAAACAUCACUAACCAUGGUUCCGGUUCCAAUGGUUCUAACUUCUUAUUGGGGCCUUUCAUGAUCAUGGCUGCUGCCGUUUCUUGGGCCGUUUGGUUCGUUAUUCAGACGAAAAUGAGUGAAACAUUUGCAGCACCAUACACAAGCACACUUCUAAUGUGUUUGAUGGGAAGUAUCGAAUGUGGAGGCAUCGCUCUGAUCUCCGAUCACAACCUCGCUGAUUGGUCUCUCAGCUCUCCUCUCCGCCUCAUCUCUGCCCUUUACGCCGGCGUGGUGGCGUCUGCGUUAGCAUUCUGUUUAAUGUCAUGGGCGAUACAGAUAAAAGGUCCUCUUUACGUGUCUGUUUUUAGCCCUUUACUGCUCGUUGUUGUCGCCGUUUUCAGCUGGACUCUUCUUGAAGAGAAACUCUACACCGGCACGUUUUUGGGAUCAGCACUUGUGGUUAUUGGGCUGUAUGGCGUUUUGUGGGGGAAAGACAGAGAGAUGAAUGAGAACCAAGACCAAGAAGAUAACCAAAAGAAGGUGAAACAACAACACAUAGUCAAAACUGAUUUUAAAGAAGAUAUUGAGUCGAGAUUGCCGGUGAGAGGAGAAGGAGGAGCUUCAACAUCAUCAGGUAGUGGCAACGGUCACAAGACCUGUAUCGCCUUAAAAAAUUGA